CUUGAUUUAGUCUCUCUAACUUUUUCAUUCACAUUUUUUUUGGGUAACUCUUUUUCUCUCGUCAAAAAAACCCGCUCACCAAAAAUCUCCGGUGUACUUCACUCGCCGUUGCCGAACGCCAACCGUCGUCGACUGCAAUGGCGGCUCCGGAGGAGGACUGCUCCAACUGGCUCCUCGAUCUGGGAUUUGAAGACAUUUCUGUGCCCGGCGCCCACUUCCCUUCUCUUGAACCUGGAUUUCAAUGGCCUCCUAAUGCUUUCUCCGUUCCCGCCGCUCCUAGUACUGGGCUUGAUGUAUCGGAUGGCAAUUCUGACGUUUUGAAGGAAUGCAACUCCAAAAAGAGGGCGAGAUCAGAAGCAUGCAAUGCACCUGAAUCCAAAGCACAUAGGGAGAAAAUGCGCAGGGAUAGGCUGAAUGACCGAUUCCAAGAAUUAAGUUCUGUCCUGGAUCCUGGCAAGCCACCGAAAAUGGACAAAUCAGCCAUAUUGAGCGAUGCUGUUCGAAUGGUAGUUCAGCUGAGGGAUGAAGCUCAGAAGCUGAAGAAGUCGUUUGACAAUUUACAGGAGAAGGUUAAUGAACUAAAGGCUGAGAAAAACGAACUUAGAGAUGAGAAACAAAAGUUGAAAACUGAGAAGGACAAACUCGAGCAGCAACUAAAAGCCUUGAACUCUCAACCCGGUUUCCUACCUCACCCUCCUGCAAUUCCCGCUCCAUUUGCAGCUCCUCAUCAAGUUGUUGGCAGCAAGCUGGUGCCAUUUGUCGGCUAUCCUGGAAUUCCCAUGUGGCAAUUCGCACCUGCUGCCGCUGUUGAUACAUCAGAAGAUCACGCCCUCCGCCCCCCAGUUGCUUAAUUUUGUGGCGGCCUAGAACACUCCUAAACCGAGGAAAUGACAGAAUUUUUAAUCAACAAUCUUGCUGAUGCUUCCUAUAAACUAUGGCGGGUAGAUGAAGUAAAUGACAGGUGAUAACCAUCACAAGGAAGGCAACAUCUUCCAUUUUUUAUAAACAAGAAACUUGUAGAGAGAGUGGUGAAGGAGUAAGCUCAAAUGAUUCUGUUUCAAUAUAUGAGCACAUUAAAUAAGUACUCUGUAUCUAUAUAAACCUUACUCUUGAUUGUUAGACUUUUAUAACCGCCUAUCUUUUGUUUAUGUUUGGAUUAUCACCAUGGUUAAUGGUUAAUUUGCUAGAGUUGUAUGAUUAGUGAUUGUAUUAACAAUUCAUACCAUUUAUUUCAAGCUCCAGUGUACUGUA
This is a messenger RNA of Ipomoea triloba (trilobed morning glory), 1251 nucleotides long. Its product is annotated as transcription factor ILR3-like. The transcript has 5 exons. The record is from RefSeq and is a predicted model, not a curated record. The coding region runs from base 138 to 851 and encodes 237 amino acids. NCBI's taxonomy places the organism in Eukaryota, Viridiplantae, Streptophyta, Magnoliopsida, Solanales, Convolvulaceae. Gene Ontology annotation, molecular function: protein dimerization activity; DNA-binding transcription factor activity. Gene Ontology annotation, biological process: regulation of DNA-templated transcription; intracellular iron ion homeostasis.